AUGGUUGCCCUCUUACCUCCCGCUCCGCCCGCUCAGAGCCCGCUGGCUCGGUACCGUUUACUGUCCCCAAACGCAUCCGUCUACGUUAGCCCUCUAUGCCUUGGUGCCAUGAACUUUGGCGAUGCGUGGAAAGAUUUCAUGGGAGAGUGUGACGAGAAGACCACGGAGGAGAUCCUCGACUACUUCUUCGACCAGGGCGGCAACUUCAUCGACACGUCCAACAACUACCAGUUCGAGGAGUCUGAGACGCGGAUCGGGGCGUGGAUGAAGAAGCGCAACAACCGCGACCAGAUCGUGCUGGCCACCAAGUUCACCACCAACUACCAGGCCGUCGACGGCCAGCCGCCCAAGAAGCACAUCCUCGCCAACUACCACGGCAACGGCUCCAAGAGCCUGCACUGCUCGGUCGAGGCCAGUCUGAAGAAGCUGCAGACCGAUUACAUCGACCUGCUCUACGUACACUGGUGGGACUUCUCCACCUCCAUCCCCGAACUCAUGCAAUCCCUCAACCACCUCGUGGCCUCGGGCAAGGUGCUCUACCUCGGCGUGUCGGACACGCCCGCGUGGGUGGUGAGCCGGGCGAACGAAUACGCGCGCAGCCACGGGCUGCGGCCCUUCAGCGUGUACCAAGGGCUCUGGUCGGCGGCCGUGCGCGACUUCGAGCGCGACAUCAUCCCCAUGUGCCGCGCCGAGGGCAUGGCCCUGGCCCCCUGGGGCGCCUUGGGCGGGGGGAAGUUCAAGACGGACGCCCAGCGAGCGACGGCCAAGAGGGAGGGCCGCGCCGUGCAGGCGAGCGAGGCCGAGGUCAGGGUUAGCCGGGCGCUGGAGGCCGUCGCGAAGCGCAAGGAUACGCUGGUCACGAGCGUUGCGCUGGCGUAUGUGAGGGCCAAGGCGCCGUAUGUGUUUCCCAUUGUUGGGGGGCGCACGGUCGAGCAUCUCCGGGGGAACAUUGAGGCGCUGAAGGUCACGCUUGGUGAGGAGGAUAUCCAGGAGAUUGAGGGCGCCGUCCCGUUUGAUCUGGGUUUCCCCAUGAGUUUCUUGUAUCGGGGAGGCAAGCUGCCGGAGACGCCCGGUGCGGUGAUGCCCAUGGCCAUGGGCGGCACCGUCGACUAUGUCCCGGAGCCGAAGCCGCUCGCGAGGGAGUGA
Messenger RNA from Chaetomium strumarium, 1146 nucleotides. Its product is annotated as NADP-dependent oxidoreductase domain-containing protein. Gene Ontology annotation, molecular function: oxidoreductase activity. The transcript is spliced from 3 exons. The record is from RefSeq and is a predicted model, not a curated record. Lineage: Eukaryota; Fungi; Ascomycota; Sordariomycetes; Sordariales; Chaetomiaceae. The coding region runs from base 1 to 1146 and encodes 381 amino acids.